Molecule: messenger RNA, 834 nt
Organism: Laccaria bicolor S238N-H82
Lineage: Eukaryota; Fungi; Basidiomycota; Agaricomycetes; Agaricales; Hydnangiaceae
Exons: 10
Coding region: 1-834 (277 amino acids)
Source: RefSeq, a predicted model, not a curated record
AUGUCAGCCCCCCAUGGAACGCUUCAAGACAUCAUUACUCUUGGACGCGACCUCCUGGCAAUGAAAUGGUAUUUUACAGGGUCGUGCGUUCUCCUCGCCUACGAUUAUUGUUUGACUUUCGACCGGGAGGUUGAUGAGAUUUGGUGGGGAAGGAAAACACCAAAACCGAUAUUGCCCAAUGGCCUUCUGCGUCGUCACUCUUUUCGAUGUAAGCACGACAUCUCAUCCCGCCCAAACCAUUUCUAUGAUUCUCAUGUCAAUCAACUCGAUCGGGUCAGCUGCAACCGCUUCGCGAUAGUGGAAUGGAUUCAGACCUUACUUGUCGUUAUACCCGCCGAAACUAUACUAGUCUAUCGGUCAUAUGCCUUGAGCAACCGGAACAAGUUUAUCAUCGGUUUUUUAAUCGCAAUUAUGACCUCGCAGUGUGUCGCUGUUGUCUACGCGAUGUCGCGGCCUGGAACCAACGGCGCUCUUCAAAUCCCUAUUUACAAUGUGGAUCCAUUUCACGUUUGCAUUCUAUUUUCAGAUCCCCGCAUGGACACAGCAUACCUCUCCCUGACAAUUAUUUUCGACAUCAUCGUAUUUUCUGUAACUCUCCAUAGGACAGCGAUCGACGCGUUCAUCUCCCAAAAUUCUGCUCUUUUACGGACCAUCCGAUGGGAUGGGACAAUCUACUUUUGCGUCAUUUUAGCCGGGAAUAUCGUCUGGUUGUUCUUGGCGCUGUUUGCCAGGCCCGGCUUGAAAUUCAUGAAUUCCCAGUACGUUCAUGGGCGCUUUUCAGACUUGCCGAAAAAUCUAAAAGUCAUAAUUCUAAUUUUGCCAGGCCGAGCAUGA